GAAGUUGAUCCCGGGCGUGUAUAAAGACGCUUCCGGUUCUCCUCUUGAAAGAAACAUAUUUUGAAACAUUCAUGGCUUAACGUUCCAAAAAAGAUACAAAAAAGCAACAGCUCAAGAUGAAUUACGUUCCAGGGACGGCCAGCCUCAUAGACGACAUCGACAAGAAGCACCUGGUGCUGCUCCGAGAUGGCAGGACUCUGAUCGGAUACCUCAGAAGCAUUGAUCAGUUUGCCAAUUUAGUUUUUCAUCAGACAGUUGAGCGCAUCCACGUGGGGAAGAAAUUUGGUGACAUCCCCAGAGGAAUAUUCAUAGUGAGGGGAGAGAAUGUGGUGCUGCUGGGAGAGAUAGAUGUGGAUAAGCCCUGCGACACGGUCCUGCAGCAGGUCUCCAUCGAAGAGAUUCUGGAGGAGCAGCGGUUGCAGCAGCAAACCAAGCAGGAGACGGAGAAAGUGAAGAUGCUGGCCCUGAAGGACCGAGGCCUUUCCAUCCCCAAAGCUGACAACUUAGACGAAUACUAACCUCGAUUCCACGAGCCUCUUUCUCAGUUUAUCGGACUUAUCAUUUUUACUUUGAGUUUGAUAGAGCUUGAGAGUGUUGUAUUUUUUUUAUGGGUACAAGGCUGCAUCAUGCUGGGCCUGUAUACUGUAUAGUGUACUGUAUGAAUUUCAGUUGAAUUAUUUGGAGAAAAAAAUGUGAUGGCUGCUCUCACUUCUGCAGAUCCUUACAGCAAAAUGAAAGAAUCCUGUGUUUGUAUAAAAGCACUCUGUUGGCAAUUUAGCAUUUAUUUUACAGCAGCACUUUCUAUUUUGUCAGUGAUAUGUUGAGCCUUUUCAUUUGGAGAUUAUGCGGGCCUGAUAUUGACAAAAACUACACGCUAUGCUCCAUUAAAGAGUUUAGUUUUUCAUUAUGCAA
Sebastes umbrosus (honeycomb rockfish) is the source of this 912-nucleotide messenger RNA. It is a transcript of the gene lsm1, whose product is annotated as LSM1, U6 small nuclear RNA associated. Gene Ontology annotation, cellular component: P-body; Lsm1-7-Pat1 complex. NCBI's taxonomy places the organism in Eukaryota, Metazoa, Chordata, Actinopteri, Perciformes, Sebastidae. Gene Ontology annotation, molecular function: RNA cap binding. Gene Ontology annotation, biological process: deadenylation-dependent decapping of nuclear-transcribed mRNA. The transcript is spliced from 4 exons. The record is from RefSeq and is a predicted model, not a curated record. Bases 117 to 518 code for a protein of 133 amino acids.